AUGGCGUUCUGGAUAUCAGGUAUGGACUCAAAAUGCGUUCGUUUCAUGGCCAAUUUUUUUUGAGGGAAAAAAAAGAAGUCGCAGGGUGACAUAUCCGGCGAAUAGGGCGCCUGUGGCAACACUGCGAUGUUCUUAGAGGUCAAAAAUCGCGACACACUGAAGGCAUGAUGGCAUGGAGCAUUGCCAUGAUGAAGGUACCAUCUUUGCACACAGAUUUUUCAUGGACAAAUCAUCAGUUAAAAUUUUUCUGACGGUUUCUUAUUUCAAAUUAAGUUUAUCAGCCAAUAUUCGAACGGUUAAACGCCUAUCUUGAUGCACGAGNUCACGGCCAUUUUUAAAAUUUUUAUGCCACCGAAACACUUGAGCACGACUCAGGGCUUCAUCACCGAAUACUUUCACCAAUUUAUCGUACGUUUCCAUAACGGAAUCGCCGAGUUUAACGCAAAAUUUAUGUUACGUUGUUCCAUAUUUGUGACACGCCUUAAAAACACGUUGUCGAAAACAUAACACAACUGGAAAACUAAUUAUUGUACGAAAAUCGCGAGCACAUGUAUCGAUAGAGGAGGAAUGAGAGAUUAACCGAACAAAGUUUCAGAUUCGCAGUGUUACCAGAAGUGUGGCAAAAAAAACAGUCUUAUGACUUAUUGGUCAGACCUUGUAUUAUUAAAAUUAAAUGCUGAUUUCUUUUAAAUGGUAUACAGAUGUCAGUGUGUAUAGUUGAUAAUGCGUUGAGCGUUUACUUAAGUUUACUUAAGGUAUUAAUAAGUGAUAUUAGUCUGUAGUUUUCAACGUCGAUAAUAUUUUAUUAUACAGGUAGGAUAAUAUAAAUAUUUCAUAUUCAUUUUUUAUUUUUAUUUUUAAACAAUUUUUGAGGUGCCUCUAUAAAAAUAAUGUUUUUUCUAGACUAUUGAUUAUCCGUAUUAACCUAUAUUAACUUGAAUAAUAUCGAUUAUUAACACCCAAUCGUUUGUUUACAUUUUUUAUUCAGGAUUUUGAAAAAUUUAAUAUAUUCAACAGCCAAAAUCGAAAAUAUAAUUAAAUGAAUCUAGUGCAAAUAUCUGAAUUUUUGAUUCUGAGCGCAGUGGUUGGAUAACGAUGCAUUUUUUUAUAGCUAUUUGGAUCUUGUUUUUUGAAAACCACCAGGGAUGUUUACGACAUUCACUUUUUUAUUAUUUUAGACUCUGAAUGGAGCGAAGGAGCUUAUGAAUUUACAAUGAUGUUUUUUUUUUUUCUUUCUAUUUGUGUGCAACUUUUCUAUUAGAAAUCUUGCUCCGGUUUAAAACGAUAGAACUUUUUCUAGAAGUAAAUCUAACUGGGAAGCUUCCAUAAGGAUGUCAAUUUUUGAUUUUCUCAGUAGUUUUCUCAUAAAAUGUGAAAAACCGAAAAAACUGAGGAAAAACGGAAAAUGUACCAAAUGUAUUAGGUAGCUAAAAAAAAAAUUACUGCCUAUUUCCCCUCUUCCUCCUGUGAAUAACUUUUCUACAAUCAAUUUUGCUCAGAAUUGCAAUGAUGGUACAUUUUCUAAAAAGAAAAGUGACUUGGGUGGUUCUUAGGAAAGUCACUUUUGGUUUUCCUAACUAUUAUGUAAUAAAUAGAAAAUACCGCGAAAAAACACGGGAAAACUGAGAAAAAAGGUAAAAGAAAAACAACAAACAUUAUUAAAGAAAAUGUACAAUGCAUUUUUUAUGUAAUUAUUUUACCAUAAUAUUAUAUAAAUUAGUAUAUUAUUAACAAAGCAAUACUAUUAACUGAACUCCGUUUAAAAUUGUUUUUCGUUAAUAAUGGUUAAUCGUGGCGUACAGAUAUACAUUACAUUUCCCCUCUACCUUCUCAACUUCUCACCAAAAAUAGCGGCUGACCCACGUGCGAAGCAUGUCCGUCUUUUUUAGAAGUGAUUCUAAAAUAUUAUUUACCUUAACAAUUUUACCUUCCUUUUGCCAGUGAAUAUAUUUUCUAAAUGUUUGUGAUUUUUUUUUUUUCUGAAGAAUACUGUUCACCACUACGUUACACGAAGGAGAAAACACAAAGAUAUACCUGAAACAAAUUGAAAGUUCUGCGAUGGAGUCGGUUCUACAAUAUAUUUAUACGAGACAGAUAGACUUAAAUUACGAUAACGUACUGGAAGUCAUGCGGACAGCCGAUUAUUUUUGUAUCGAUGGACUGGUAGAACUUUGUCACUGGUACCUCGUCGAAUGUCUUGGGCCCGAUAAUUGCGUCAAAAUACUGCAAUUUUCAGAGUAAGUAUAUUGGAACUUCAUUAUUUCGCAUCGGAUGUACUCAUACAUAACUUUAAGCAAGACUUAAUUAACGUCCAGUUCUACAAAAAUACACACAUUGAAUAGUUUUUAGUUUUUUAAAAAAAAAUAUUAUAACUUAUUUUCUUUAGUAAUUUAUUAUAACAAAAAUAAAGCUAAAAAACAAGUAAAGCAUUUUAAUAGUUAGUGUUAUAUGAAGCUGUGAACAUAUUAAGAAAUCAUGAUAAUUAUAUGUGUAUUAUGCAUAUGUAUGUGAAAGGAGCUUUAAAGGUUUAGGCCAAUUUUAAAAUAAAACAAUUCUACCGAUAUCCCAAAAUGAGGUUUCAAUUGAUUUAAAAAAAAAUAUCGACUCCACAAUGUUAUCCCAAAAGAUAAACAGGCAGUUCAAACAUUUUUAUAGUGAAAGUUCUGCCUAUAGAUAUUAAUUUAAACACUCCUUAUCUCAACUACAAUAUUAUUGUGUUCAGUUUGAAUGUGAGUGUGUAGUCAGAAUUUUCUUACACAAUUUCGUUCUUCAAGAACUUAAAAUUUAACAGGUUAUUACUGCAUUAAUAUAUAUAAUUAUUAUUAUUUGUUUUUUUUAUGUAAUAAUUGUGCCUCUGUUUGGAUUAUGAUUCGUUGCAGUGAUUAUUAUUUUGGACCGUUGGGCGACGCAGCGUUCAGAUACAUAGUCAAGGAAUUCAUGACAGUGGCGGAACAAGGUGACGAGCUCAUGAAUCUUACUCAGGGAGAAUUCAAAAGGAUUAUUGAAGAUAGUCAGCUGAACGUAAAACGCGAGGAAUUUGUUUGGGACGUUUUACUACAAUGGGUCGACAUGGAUCCGGAAAAUCGAAAAAACGAUUUAGUACAUCUGCUGCCUAUGGUUCGUUUCGGACUUAUGGAUUCCAAGUACUUUAUUGACAACGUAAUUUACGCAUUUUAUUGUAAAAUGUAUUUAAUACAUUUAAAUAUUCAUUAG
Molecule: messenger RNA, 3213 nt
Organism: Cinara cedri
Lineage: Eukaryota; Metazoa; Arthropoda; Insecta; Hemiptera; Aphididae
Source: the annotation of a GenBank genome assembly